AUGGCUGCUCCUAAUGGGCCUGGUUUUUGCAAGCCUGAAGAUGUAUUAGUGGAUACCAUGAGGCCUAUCCACCUCAUUGAAUGGAUGGAUGUCAUCUCUGUACUAGAGUUCAAGUAUCGCGACACCAAGGCUCUCAUGGAGGAUGCAAUGAAUUACAUGUUAGAGAUUGCACAAUUCAUUUUGACAAAUCAGAUUGAUCGGCAGUACUUUGUGGGUCUGCUCAUGUUGGGUACUAAUAUCUUUGUGUACAUAUACACCCAUGGAGGAUUGUCCAUAACCACUCCAAUCAACAUGUAUCACGACAUUAAUGAUUUCAUUAAUUGUAUGGUGUGGUUCAAGCAUGCCGACUUGGAGCUCCUCAGUUAUGACAAUUCUAUUAUAAGAAAUAGCCACGGCUUUAGGAUGGCCUUGCACAGAGAUACUAAAUUAGUGCACGGGGCAAUGACCAAUAUCGUGUCGGUGAUCUAUAAUAGCAAUUCGACCUUUGGUCGUUCUACCAGAAUCCUGGGCCUUACCUACCAAUGCACUCCUGCUGAUACAGACAACUUGAUCAUAAAGGAUGUGUGGUAG
This is a messenger RNA of Suillus plorans, 570 nucleotides long. RefSeq lists its product as uncharacterized. NCBI's taxonomy places the organism in Eukaryota, Fungi, Basidiomycota, Agaricomycetes, Boletales, Suillaceae. Bases 1 to 570 code for a protein of 189 amino acids. The record is from RefSeq and is a predicted model, not a curated record. The transcript has a single exon.